Lolium rigidum is the source of this 186-nucleotide messenger RNA. RefSeq names its product arabinogalactan protein 23-like. The transcript has a single exon. Lineage: Eukaryota; Viridiplantae; Streptophyta; Magnoliopsida; Poales; Poaceae. The record is from RefSeq and is a predicted model, not a curated record. Bases 1 to 186 code for a protein of 61 amino acids.
AUGGAGAUGAAGAAGAUCGCUUGCGCCGUCCUCAUCGCCGCGUCGGCGACCACCGUGGCCCUCGCCGCCGAUGCCCCAGCACCCUCCCCCGCAGGUGUCACAGCCGCGGCGACCGGUGCAUUCCCGGCAGUCGGCGCGGUGCUCGGCGCCUCCCUUGUCUCCUUCUUCGCUUACUACCUGCAGUAA